AGAGCCUCGCUUGGUGCGUGUGUCGUAGCACGGUCCGUGCGUCGUUAUUUUCUAAUUUCUUUUUAUAAUGCCACUCAAAUAUUCCGUCGCGAUUCCGUCCCAGUGUGUGGAAUAAUCCAAAUGUAUGUGAACGUCGAAGAGAAUGAUAUAAAGUAAAUAAUAUUUAAACAACAGUGAGUAAUUGCAAUAAAGUGCAUCGCAUACUUCCUCCUGAAGCGCCCGAUCCUCUCUACUCCAACCGAACUCUGCUCAGGCUCCUUCGCUCUUCCUACUUCAAAAUACGGAGUUAAUUGUUUUAUUUUUUGCCAGUUUAAAGAGAAUCUAUGCGAUCUCAUUCUGUUUUUCGUUUGUAUUCUGGUAUCGCCACUCACCUCUUCGGUCGGCGGCGAUACAGGUGUUUCUUUUCUUUUCCUCCACUCUCAUUUCUACACCUACACUCCACAGUCCACCCCUUUCCUUCCUUCGUUUGAUUGACUAAAACGUGUUUUUUUUUUUCUUUUCUCUCUUACAGACGAACGAUUCGGAAUUCGUUCCUUCCUAUCCUCUAGCAUGUGAUGUCCUCGUCAGUGUUAGGGAAAAAAAUGAUCGGUAAUAAUAGCAAUAAUGAUAAUAAUAUUAACAACGACGACGAAACGCACAGUGCAUCGGAGCUCAAACGGUAGUGGUGAUUAGAAUUUUUACUUCGUUCCCCCAAUGUUGAUAAAAUAAAUUUUAAUGUUCUUUUUACAAAAGACUGUGAAAAAGAAAAUCUCAGUGUGCCAAUGCGGAGGAUAAGAAUUGAAAGGAGUGUUUAUAAUCGAGAUAAUCAACGAUUUAUAUGUAUAUUACAUGCGACGUGUUUAUUUACUCCGAAAUUACCACCGGAGAGCGUAAAGUGUUUGCUGUCAGUUUGUAUAAUAUAACGAUAAAAAUCUGGGCAUUUAGUUUUUCAUUUAUUUCCUUCUUUUUUUUUUACACUACUCGCCCUGUGUCUCAAUGAACUAAACAACAAAAACAAAUAUACGUAUAUAUUUAUAGUCAAAUAAAUAAAAUAGAAUUCCAUUCAUUCGUACAGUCAUCAUCUUUAUUUCCGCUUACCAAGUAGCUUCUCGGCAUCGUAUAGUUAUUUGUUGUCAUCCUGAAAAUUUAAACGCUUUGUGAAGUUUGUGAUCGAGCCAAGAAGACGCCGAAGAAGUAGGAGAAAAUCAGAAGGAGCGAGAAGUCUCAGUGAGAGCCAAUAAAUCGUAACGAGAAAUGGUGAUUCGUCGAAUGCUCCAAGAAUCAAUGAUCGACGAAAAUUCUAAUCUACGUACGUCGUUUGUGCGGUGAUCAAAAAAUUAAUGUGAAUUUGUGUAAUUCGUAUCACCGUACACACCCUAUGCAUCCAUCGAUGAUAAGAUGCUGCCCUUAUCGGAGUUGUGCUUUGUCCAUUGGAUAUGAAACGUGCCAUAAUAUUGAUAAUUAAAAUACACAAACUACCGAUAAAUGUUAUUUAGAAAAUUGAAACAGCACAAGUAAAACCAUCGUACGCGUGACAUAUAAUAACAACAAUAAUAAUUAUAAUGAUAUUAAUGCUGAUAAUGACGAUAUCUGUAUAACCGCGUAAUUUAUAGCGAUGUUGUAUAACUAUAUACACAACAAUAAUACGCUCGUAUAUAAUAAUAAUGAUAAUUUCAUACGCAUAUGUACAUGGGAUUGUUGAGAGUAUAGUGUAAUUGUACAUGUUGUGUGAGUAAGCGACCAAUACGUUUGCGAAUAAUUAUCAGGUGUGUGUGUGUGUGCAGUGAAUGUUUUGUGUGCAUGCAAUUUUAUGCUGCGAUGGGUGAUGACGCUGCAGAUGUCGUAACAACAACUAGUUCGUGGGGGAAAGUUUGUCGUCGAUGAUCGUUGCGGUUAUUGAAAAAUUACGAAAGAAGAGAAGAAAAAACGACAUGCAUACGUCAUAUACAUGUAUAUUGAACGGAAUGAACGCAAACAAAAAGAAUUAACCCGGUAAAAAAAACUAGAAUAAAAGAAAAAAAAUCAAUAAUAUCGUACACUAAGGGUGAAAGGUGAAAGAAGGAUCGAAAUGAGAGCGACGAACAUAUUGUGAUUAUUCAAUACAGUCUGCAUCAGCAGCACGUGCUCAUUCGGAAGGGGUGUGUGCUCCGAAAAGUAAAAAUAAAUGAUAAAAAAAAAAAAAAACUAAUUCAUAAUUUAAUAUAAUAAAAGAAUUUGUAUAAAACAAAGGCGUUGUGGAACCCCUGGGAGAGCGAGGAGUGUAAUCCCGCAUAGAAAAAGAAGAAAGGAAAAAAAAACGAACAAAAGGAAAAACAGGAUAAGGGGAGAGGAAAUAACAGCGGUACACGGUGUGUUUCGUGUGUGAGAUGUCGAUUCGUGUUCGUGGUGGGGUGUACCUGGUUCCCUCGCCAGGUGCGGGGACCAAUGAAAAAUCUGGCAACGCCGUGAAUUCAAACAACGAAAGUAACAAUCACCUGCAGCAACAUCAUCAACAGCAGCACAACAAUCAAGGGAAAACCGUCACCAUUGUCGCUGGUGGACCGCAGAGGAGCAACAGCUUGGAUUAUCUUAAUUUUGAAGAGAAAAGACAGAUAAUUGCAUCUUCUCUUUCCCUCAGCGAUUUCUUGGCACAUGGUCCCGCAGCAGCUGCUGCCGCUGCCAAAGAAGUAGCCGCCAGUACUGUCAUAGCUAAAAAACAAAAUGGUGCUGCACUUCGGACGAACAGUUUGGGAUCGGGUGCUCGGACGCCACCGUUGGAAAGAAAAAGCAAGUUUUCGGCUCUCGGUAGAUUAUUCAAACCUUGGAAGUGGAAACGGAAAAAGAAAUCCGACAAAUUUGAGGCUGCCUCCAGAUCGCUCGAGAGAAAAAUUUCGGUUCGAGCGAAUCGGGAGGAACUUGUACAGAAAGGAAUUCUGCUACCCGAGAGUCCCUCGUCGCCGAUCCCAGAGCAUGGUCCAGCCGGCGAUACAGCCCUCAUUCAACUACCUCCAUCCUCGUUGUCGCAACAGCAACAACAGUUGCAACAACAACUUCAACAGCACCAUCAACAGCAACAACAAUUGCAACAACAACAACAACAACAACAACAACAGCAACAACAACAGCAGCAGCAACAAAACGCCCUGCAUGGUACGCCGGUUUCGACGCCCAAUUCGGGUGGUUCUUCCGUCCAUCAGACACAAAACCAAAAUCAGAGUUCGCAGUCAGGUGCGCCGACACCGACGACCGCGAAUCCACCGUCCAAUAUCAACGGACAACCCACGUCCCAACCGUCCCCAAGACCGUCGCAGCUCAACCCCUCGUCGUUACAGUCGUCGGGGCAGAUCAACGGCAACACGCAAGAGCCGAAGAAGGAAAAGACUGAACAGAGUGCAAAUGGCGCGCUAUCGCCGAGCGGGAAACUCCCGAAUUCCGGUGCCGCGGCACCCGGUGUGGUGCCGGUUUCGACUGCGCCCUGCGCCAGCGAACAACAGAAACCCAAUCGACCCAGCACCCUUGGGGCACCCGGAAAACUCACGAGGAGACUCUUCUGCUACCACAGCGAACACUGUAUGUCGCGACAGUCCCCUCCGAGACAAAAUCGGCAUACCGGUGGCAUGCCAGAUGUCGGUCAUCAAGGUUCGACACCGCCGCCCCAGCAGCAUCAACAACACCAACAACAUCAACAGCACCAACAACAUCAGCAACACCAACAACAGCAGCAACAAUAUCUGCCUCUGCCGCCGCAAAACACGCUCAUGCUCUCCGAACUUCCGGAACCCCCAAUUCCCCUGAGUGAGAUUGGUCCCAUACCACCCCCUCCUAUGUUCAGUUCCCCGAGUCCGACAUUACUCACGAGACAACAACAGCAACAACAACAACAACAACAACAGCAACAACAGCAGCACCAGCAACAGCAGCAUCAGCUCCAACAUCAACAUCAACACCAACAUCAGCAGCAUCAACAUCAACAUCAGCAUCAACACCAGCAUCAACAGGGGACCGGAAGUGGAGUGCACAACGCGGUUCCCCUUGAUCUCUCCGAUUAUGAUUACGAAGAUCAAGAAGACGUCGACGUCGAAGAAGACGACGACGCGGUAUCGAGGUACGCCUACAGGUUCGCCCAGCCGGAUCCUGCCAUCGAUACCUCCAAAGUUGAGGAAAUACCUGCUAAGGAACCAAAGUUUCACGCCAUGCCGCUCAAGAGUGCGCUUAAAAAAAAGGGACCCGGCAGCGGUCCCGGAACCCCUCAAAAUACCCCUACCCAAGAAAACAGACCUCUCACCCUACGCCAGGAGGUCUCUUUUAAUAGUCGACCUGUGCGGUUCGGGCUGGCCCUACCUUGCACGUUGGAAAAUAAAGAAAACGCCAGACCUUACGUUAUUCGCGAGGACACCGACGGUGAUUCCGGGGAUGGACAAGUUCUCUAUCGAGACGACGAGGACGAGGAAAACCGGCUCGCAGCUAAAAUUGCGAGAAAGGAGUCGCUGUCGUUGAAGUUGGCGCUUAGGCCGGACAGACAGGAGCUUAUCAAUCGUAAUAUUCUACAAAUGCAAUCGGACAACGAGCGACAAGAAUCGAAAGAGGCCAUCGGCGCCAGAUUGAUCAGGCGACUAAGCAUGCGGCCAACACAGGAGGAGCUCGAGGAGCGAAAUAUUUUAAAAAAACAAAGUCCUGCGGAGGAAAAGAAGCAGAAAGAAGAAAAAAAGCGGUAUCUACUCAGAAAGCUCAGCUUCAGGCCGACCGUCGAAGAAUUGAAAGAGAAAAAGAUUAUCAGAUUCAACGAUUACAUCGAGGUUACGCAGGCACACGACUACGACAGGAGAGCCGAUAAACCUUGGACACGACUAACGCCAAAGGAUAAAGCAGCCAUUCGUAAGGAACUCAACGAAUUCAAAAGCUCUGAAAUGGCGGUACACGAAGACAGCAGACACCUGACUAGGUUCCAUAGGCCAUGACAAUUGCAAUGUGAAAAGGUGAUAGAGUGUGAUGCAGGUGCGGGUGCGAUUAAAGUGAGUUGGAUGGGCUUAAUCAGCUCCAAGCGCCGUUCAAAUAGGUACGUUAAGACCUUGUAUAAUAGUGAAAAAGAGUACUUGACGUCGUUUCUGACGAUGAUGAAAUCGUCGUUGUCGUCUAGCGCACCUUUUGUAUCACCGGUGUCGGCGAUGAUUGUGAUAGGGUGAUCCAUCCGAAAUAGGCGGUGGGUCGCUCACUGAUUUUUGAAGAUCGAUUCGCACGGGAUUUUACAAUUAUCAACUACACCAUUUCGAAGUCAAAUAUUAGCUGCAUUUUUCUCUUUGGUCAAUAAUUUCAAUAUCCACGGUGAUUCUUGGUCAAAAAGCAAAAGAAUCAUUACGAGCGAAAUUGAAAUAAUUUGAACACCACCCCAUCUGUUUCAUUUGGUUCUAUUGCGACAGUCGAUGUUUGUAAUUGAUAAAAUUAUGAAAUUCACGUGUGAACUGAUCAUUAUGUACGUAAACACCAUUUGCUAGCAAGCUGGCUCUGCGUUGAUAUCUGGUAACGCUAAAAUAUUUGCUUUUUAAGUCAAUGUAAUUGGCUGUACGUAUAAGAGGGCGGUGAUUUCGUUCGGGGUUAACGAACGACUUGAUGUUUCUUGUUUUAUUUUUUAUUUUUAUUUCCUUUUUUCAAAAAUGAAUGUAAACGAACGACACUUGCGUACUGCGAGUUGGUGCAACUGUGCGAACAAAGUCAAUUUGUUGCGUUUUAAUCGAUUGUUAAUUCGAAUGAAUUGUUUUCUUUUAUUGUUUCAUUAUUAUCUCAUGUGAUUGCUGUUCUGCCAGAUAACAUUAAUUGACGGAGCGAUCUUGGAUCGCAAAAGCUUACGGUCUUAUUAUAAAUAUAAUUACUACGGAAAAAAAAAAAAAAAUUAAUACUUUGUGCAAUUGUAUAGUUUGCGCAGGAGUGUAUAGUAUGUAUACAUAUAUAUAUAUAUAUAUACGAUAGUAGCUAUUGUAUCAAUUUCAAGAAUCCUUUAUCAAAAUUACGGAAUUAAAAGAUAAUAAAUAAAAAUGAAAUAAAAUUAACGAAAACUCAAUAACUAUACAUGAUUACCAUGGAAUAUCAAGAAUCGAAGUUAGCCAUUUAAAUAGGUAAAUAUAGUGAAACGAAACGAGAAUGGAUCGCAAGGAAAGAGAAUCCAGGAGUGAAAAAAAGGAAAAACUUUCACUAAAAUCGGGAAACGAAAUAAUGAAAUAUUACUCGUUAGUUGUUGCUAAUUAAAGUACACAUUAUUAGAAAAACUGAGAUUUUUUGUUAUUUUUUUUUCUUUCUUGCAAUAGAUAAACCGUGCCCAAUAUGUAUUGUUAGUAUAAAUGGUGAAAAAAAAUUACAGAUACUUAGCACAAAUCUCGGUAGCAAAUAUUUGCCGAAACAUUGAAAGGUUUGCGCUGUACUUGCGGGUACAUCGUUAUUCCGCGGACUUAUCAUCGUCCGACUUCUGACCACACGAAAAGAUUGGAAACUCACAAUCGGUCAUCUUUCGUUCAAUAUGAUGUACGUUAUCUGCCAAAACAAUGGACUCACAAUGAGUCCCAUUUAAAUAUGGCCGGGCCGCGCACGAACAUGAAAAAAAUUCGACAAUUAUCAAACGUUUCAAUUAUUUUAAAAAGCUCAAGAGAGAAGAAAAUGAUAAAAAAUUCAAACUCAUUUGUAAUAAUAUUCAAUUCAAUCAAUAUAUUUUUCCAAACGAUAACUCCAGCGAUGGGACUACGUCAAAAAAUAGGUAUUGAAAGGAGGCCCAUCCGAAGUCUAGUGAAUAGGAGUCGGUAUUUUUUUAUAGUUAUUAUUCAAUUGAAUAAAAGCGAAAGGAAUAUAAAAAAAGAAAUGAUUAAUAAAUAAACAAAUAAAAAUAAAUCACGUUCGAUUUUCUAACCUUUUCUCUCGUCAGAAUAGUAACGAAUAGUUGUAUAAUCCUUUAAUAAAGUUCGUAUUCAAUGUAGAACGCAAUAAAAAUAGUAUAGGAAGAAAAAAAAAGAAAAAUUUCUCUCGAAAAAAUAAAAGACCGCAAGAAAAAUCAUGGCAAGAAAAAGUUAAAAACAAAAAUAAUAAAUGAAAAAAAGAAACACUUAAUUAAUUUUCUGUAUAUAUCGGAUAUAGGACAAGCUACACCAUACACAUUAUUAUUAUUGUUAUUAUUAUUAUUAUUAUUAUUAUUAUUAAUAUAAUUAUUAUUACAUCCGCAUCUUUUUGUUAUCAUUAUUAAUAUUACGUUUAUUAUUAAUAUCGACAUGAUUACGACGAUUAUUAUUAUUGUCAUUAUUAUUAUAUUCAAAUAGUUAUUUGGUAACUGCGAUAUAACGCUAAAAAAGGAAAAAGAAAAAAAGAAAAAACAUAAUAAUGAUGAUGAAUAAAUAAAAAGAAUUAUGAAUAUAAUAUUAACACUGCGUAAUGAAGUAUGUGCAUUUUCCAGCACAGAAAGUUGGUAUUUUGUGUACAAAAGUUGUUGAACACUUGAUUGUAAUAAUAAUUGGUUGAAAUAAGAAUACGAGAUGAAUUGGUAUAAGCUGCACGUAUUUUGAAAAUUUAUCGGAAAAAAAAAAAACAUUGGCGACAUUAAUCCAACAGUAUUAGUGCAGUGGAUGAAAUUCCACAUUUCGCAUAUAUUUCUCGUUUGUUCGAAACUGCAUAAUAUUGAUGUCUAGCUUUCGAUCUGUGAUCUGGGAAUAUUUGUAAGUAACCCGGAAUAUUAUUUUGUGCCGCCUAAUUGCAAAAUAUGUCAGUGUAAUGAUCAGCAAAAUGUAUUGCAGGGAUAAAUGAAAUGAAAAAUUUAUUACCAGAUCAUAUAAUAUAAAUGUAAAGAACAAAUUUAAUUGUAUUAUAACGGUAUAUUAAUAGAAAAUGAACAGAAACUCGAUCAUUCACAGUACAGUAAACAUAAUAAGAUGAAAAAUGCAGAAAGGUAAGAAAAAAAAAAAUUGAAAAAAAUGAAAGAAAUACUUUUAAGAUAAAUGAAUGUAAUGCAAAUAUUAUAAUAUGAUAUACAUAUAGCUUAAUAAAUAAAAUAAAGCCGCGCUAGGCUUAGAGAUUUUUACCAAAUGACUCCGCUACGCGGGGAAACAGUAAAUAGGAGUAAAUUUAACUCUUUUGUAGGAGAAAUGAUUAUAAAUGAAAUAAACGAAUAAAAUUAAAAAUAAAAUCUAAUUCUUGUCUUGAGCGAGAAUUUUUUCUCUCGAUAGGGGUUUUGACAUAAUAAUAAAAAGAAAGAAAAAAAAAAACAAUCUUGUUACAACGAAAAUGUAAUUACGUUGAACAAUUGUGCUAUUGUUGAAUAACAAUUCGUUUUGUCUAACAUAUCUAGAUUCAAUCCCGUAAUCGAUUUUCACUCGGAAUCGUUUCAAGUUUCCCUCCUAACGCUUAUUAUUAUGAACCUGCGUAUGGUUUUGAAAGUUCGUAUUUUUAAACACUAAAAGAAUAUCUCUAUAAAAAGCAAAAAAAAAAAAAAUAACCCUGGUUAUUCGUUUAUUUUAGAAUUAUUUGAUAUCUUUUUAAAUUUGUCCUAAUCACGUUGUUCUGUUCGUCGUUCUGAUAGUCAUACAUUCGAUUUUUAUUUUAAAUUAUAUUUUACAUCCAUCGCCAGAUAAAUUUUGAUUGAAAUGUGUAUUUCAAGUCACAAAUUGUUAUUUGCUCAGCAACCAAUUGUCAAUAUUCUGUACACGCUGUUGAACAAGAAAAAAAUGUAUUAUAUUAAUGAAGAAGAAGAAGAAGAAAAAGAAGAUGGAGAAUUAAAAAAAAAAAAAAACAACCGUAGUUUUAAGAAUAAUAAUGUAUAUAAUUAUUACUGUAAACUCUAAUGAAUAAUCGAAAAAAGAAGAAAUACACCUUAAUCUUUCGGAAGAACAAGAUUAAAAGAAAAGAGAAAUAACAAAAAUGAAAGAAAUAAAGAAACUUGUUUUUCGAGAUAAUGCAUUUUGUUUUUGUAUGAUUUUGAAAAAUGCUGUGUUAUUUUCGAUUCAAAAUCAUUCUUUUGUUAUUAGUUUAUAUACUAUUACGAUUAAUGCAAUUUAUUAUUAUAUUAUUAUUAAUGAACUACUGUAACAAACAAAGUACUGUUAACUAUUCUUAAAAUAUUAAAACUUUUGUAAACUGAGA
Messenger RNA from Athalia rosae (coleseed sawfly), 9066 nucleotides. Its product is annotated as phosphatase and actin regulator 2-like. The coding region runs from base 2346 to 4916 and encodes 856 amino acids. Gene Ontology annotation, biological process: actin cytoskeleton organization. NCBI's taxonomy places the organism in Eukaryota, Metazoa, Arthropoda, Insecta, Hymenoptera, Athaliidae. The transcript is spliced from 13 exons. The record is from RefSeq and is a predicted model, not a curated record. Gene Ontology annotation, molecular function: actin binding.